AUGGCAAAAGAUAUCGACGUCAAGAAGGUCGGAAAGAAGGGAGAAUUGGAGAUAUGGAGAAUAAAGAACUUCAAAUUGGAAGAGGUGCCCAAAAAAGAGUAUGGAAUGUUCCACAGUAAUGACACCUACAUCGUCCUGAACGUUCAAUGCAGGCGAGAGUCGUUGAACCUUGGCGACGUUUUCAUAUUGGAUCUUGGUAGAGACAUCUACGUUUGGAUGCCGAAGAAGAGCGGACGUCUAGAGAGAAUCAAGGUCACUUGA
Messenger RNA from Cooperia oncophora, 261 nucleotides. Lineage: Eukaryota; Metazoa; Nematoda; Chromadorea; Rhabditida; Trichostrongylidae. The record is from the annotation of a GenBank genome assembly.